Molecule: messenger RNA, 351 nt
Organism: Plasmodium fragile
Lineage: Eukaryota; Apicomplexa; Aconoidasida; Haemosporida; Plasmodiidae
Exons: 2
Coding region: 1-351 (116 amino acids)
Molecular function (GO): phenylpyruvate tautomerase activity
Source: RefSeq, a predicted model, not a curated record
AUGCCGUGCUGCCAAGUUUCUACAAACAUUAACGUUUCGGAUGAUGCCGCGAAGAAGGCGCUCACGCAAAUUGAAAAUGCCAUAUCCCAAGUGAUGAACAAACCCAUGGGAUACAUUAUGAGCAACCUGGACUAUCAGAAGCACAUGCGUUUUGGAGGUAGCCACGACGGCUUCUGCUUCGUAAGGGUCACCAGCAUAAGUGGAAUUAGCAGGUCGAACAAUACUGCCCUGGCAGAUAAAAUUACAAAAAUUUUGGCCAACACCAUAAAUGUCAAGUCAGAACGCGUCUUCAUUGAAUUUAAAGAUUGCGCUGCUCAAAACUUUGCUUUCAACGGAUCGCUCUUUGGUUAA